AAAAUGUUAUUGUUGAACUAAAAUUAUAACUUAUAACUACAAAUAAUUAACCUUCUAACAUAACGGAUGUUAACUGUCGUAAAAACAAAUAAAGCAGUCGAGCUGCGACUAACGUUUGUUCUAGUAAAUGAUUGUGUUUUUGCUUUUAAAGGUAUUGUAGAAUUAUUUUAAAUAACAGUCAGUACAAUUUUAUUAUCAGUAGAUUAGUUUGCAAAGCGCAAAAAAUCAUAAAAUAUAGAUUGCCUCAUCCUGCGCUCCCCCUUACUCACCUCCCAAAAAACAAAUGCAACCACAUACAAUGGAGGAAAUAUGAUUGUAAAACCAGGAAAAUCAUAUUUUAAAAUACGAAAAACAACUAAACCUUGAAUAACAUCUUUUGCAUUCAUAUGUUAUUAUAAGCUAUAUACAGUGUAAGUAUAAGCGAGACAAAUGAUGAAGAAAAACUAUACAAAACAACUUUCGGGGGGGGGGACCCAGUCUUUCUAAAUGAAAGCAAAUAAAUACAAAAGAAAUUGAUAAAAAAUUCCAUUACAAAAUAAUGACAUCUAUUUGCCAUUGAUUUGUUUGACAAAUAAAUAAAUAAAUAAAAACAGACUAAAAAUGUUGAUUGAUUUAUGUUCAGUUCCUUGUUACAGAAAGGAGUCUUUAGUUUGUAAAUGGAUCUACUGCUCAAUGUAUUUAUAACGUCUCACUGAACUUCAGUGGAUUACUGCCAUCCCCUUGUUUUUAUUUCUGUCAUUUUGGCAGAUGAAGCCAUAAAGUGGCAUAAAAAAAGGCAAAGGUACUAUUUCAAAUGUCCUAAACCACCCAAAAGAAUAGUUACAACAGGCACCCCAGUCACCUAUUCUGUUUAUAUUUAUAAUAUAUACAUCUGCUCAAUAUAUAAUACAUAUAAAAACAGUUUAAAAAAUAAUAUCUAUGUUCAACAAGUACGUUGUAUCGUUCUAUCAUACAUUCAGUAUACUAUUUGUGUUUUGCAAACAAAACUCCUUUUAUGUGUAAAAGGCAGGGCCAACAUGGAUUAAAGGAAGCAGUCAGAGAAUGCACAAUUACCACCAAGAAUGGAACAUAGAAGACGCCAGAAAGUAGUAAAAAAGCAAUGAAUGAUGACCAUAGUUGACAGAUCUUCAGAUAAGUCUGACUACCAGUCAGUGGGCUUUAAGCGGUCCCCCUUCAACAGUAGAGAUUUGGCAAUGGAUGGGAGCUGUUCUAGCAGCUGGGUGGUGGGACCCACCAUGCCCAGUGACUCUCAGAGGCUGAGGGCUCCAGGCAGUUGUCUGGGUCCAACACCUGGAGCUGCUGUCUACAAUAGUACUCCUUCCUCUGUGGACAGACCCAAGGAGCAAGUGAUGCAUAGUGGUGAUGGCAUCGAGUCACCUCAGAGGGUCCUGUUCCCUCUGGAGAAGCUCAGCCUGAAGUGGACACAGAUUCAUCGUGUGGGUGCAGGUCUGCAGAACAUGGGGAACACCUGCUUCCUCAAUUCAGCCCUGCAGUGUCUGACCUACAUCCCACCGUUUGCUAACUACAUGCUGACACGGGAGCACUCUAAAACAUGUCAUGAGCCUGGCUUCUGUAUGAUGUGCACCAUGCAAAACCACAUUACCCAAGUGUUUGCAAAUUCUGGAAAUGUCAUUAAGCCCAUCGGUGUGCUCAAUGAACUCAAAAGGAUAGCAAAGCACUUCCGCUACGGAAGCCAAGAGGAUGCCCACGAGUUCCUGCGGUACACGGUGGAUGCUAUGCAAAAGUCCUGUUUACCUGGACCCAAAUUGGACAGGCAAACACAGGCAACUACUUUUAUCCACCAAGUGUUUGGUGGGUACCUUCGGUCCAGAGUUAAAUGUUUAAACUGCAAAGCGGUUUCUGACACAUUUGACCCCUUUUUGGAUAUUGCUCUAGAAAUAAAGAUGGCUCCCAGCAUCACCAAAGCUCUGGAGCUGUUUGUCGAGCCAGAACAGCUGGAUGGUGAAAAUGCCUACAAGUGCUCAAAGUGCAAAAAAAUGGUGACAGCCUCAAAGAGAUUUACCAUCCACCGCAACCCUAAUGUCCUCACCCUCGCACUUAAGCGUUUUGCAAAUUUCACCGGAGGCAAAAUUACAAAGGAUGUGAAGUAUCCAGAGUAUCUAGAUCUACGUCCCUUCAUGUCUCAGUCCCAGGGAGAGUCCCAGGUUUACGCUCUGUACGCUGUGCUGGUCCACUCUGGGUUCAGCUGUCAUGCUGGACAUUACUUCUGCUAUAUUAAGGCGAGUAAUGGCCAGUGGUAUCAAAUGAACGACUCCUCCGUGUCUGUCAGCGAUAUCAGGUCUGUUCUGAACUGUUCUGAGCAGGCCUACGUCCUCUUCUACGUCAAAUCCAGUGAUGUGAAAAAAGCAGGCGACUACAGCCAUGUGAGUGUCCACUCAGGAGUGCCCGGUCACUCCUCUCCACGGCCUGUGGCGACACCACGCAUCAACACCGCCGUCCACCACCACAACAACAACAACAACAGUGGCUUUAUUGGUCCACAGCUGCCCCCUCACAUGACUAAGAGUACACUCCAUGUGAAUGGGAAUGGAUCUCUGAGUGACUAUCCUUCCAGCUCCAAGUCCAGCAGCACCAGUGGGAAACCCAGUCAUGGACCACCCUCUUCCUCCACCGUCUCCCACUCCAUCAGUCGUCCCUCAAUAAUCCCCGACCAGGACAAACGCCAGAAGCUCUCAUUCUUCAUUGGACAUAACAAGCAGAACCGCUCGUCUUCUUCGGCCUCGUCCUCUUCCAGUUCCUCUUCUUCCUCCACAUCUUCUCACAGUCAUCCACCUUCCUUCUCCUCCUCCAGCAGCAGCUCCUCCUGCAGCAACUUUUCCUCCUCACAGUCUACCUCAAAUGUUCAGUUUGUUCCUCGUCAGCUGAACCACACUAAUGGCGUGUCGUGCAGUAAUGGAGGUCACCACGCUGCAGGAAACGGAUCAUCACUUCUGGUUCCCUAUAGUCAGGAAUCCUCAGAGGAUUCUGAUCAGGAGAUCAGUGGCACUGUGGACAAAAGUUCCUCAAAGUUGAAUGGAAAGAACGGGAGAGGGGGUAUCUUUGAAAAGUCUCCACAGCCAAAGGAAUUGGGAGUUAACCAUAUAGGAAAUGGAUUCAAUGGGUCAAUGAACGGAGUCUCAAAGUUAGGACAAAAUGGAAACCAUUGUGGACAGCAUAAAAUCAAUGGACACACCUCAUCCUUUGAGCAGAUUUCUGCCACUCUGUCCUCAGCUGCUUUGUCUUCUUCCACUGAUGCUGAUGCCGAUUAUAACCAACCAAGUAAAGAAACCAGUAAUUCAUCCAGGUCCCAGGGCCUCCAGUCUGCUGCCAGUGAAAGCCAGCACCUGUCCACUUUUCCAAGGGCUAAACCUGUAUCUGAACCUCCGCCUCAGCACACAGGAUCCUCCACCGUCAGUGUCUCACCUUCAGCCUCUGCUACAGUCACAGGCACCCACUCUGUUCCAUCAUCUCCUCCAACUCACAACGGCAACCCUGCGGCCUUAACAACAUCAUCAGACGAUGGAACUCCUGCUACUCCACAAAAGGUUAACGGAGCUGCGAGUAAGGCCAAAGAUCCACCACAGACAAAUGGAUCCUCAGAAGGCACCGAAGGACAAGAGGUCACCAAGGAGCAGCUCCAUUCCAAGUCCGGUUUCCGAAGCAGCGAGAGACGUAGUUCUCGAGACAGAGACAGACUGAACUCUGAGAAGAGCAGAGACAGGGAGAGACAUUACAGGGACAGGAGUCACAACAGAGACAGUGACGGGGAUCGCUACUAUCACAGGCGUGACUACAGAGAUCAGCGCAACCACUACCGCUCAAACAAAGUCCGAUGGCCUUCUCACAGUCGACACACUAGGGAUGACGAUCGUUACAACAAGGACGACCGCUACUACAGGGACGAGUAUUAUCAUUCUUCACAGACUUACUACCAUCCCAGGGAACGGGACCGGGACAGGUGUGCUCACCAUUAUCAUUAUGAAAAACCCAGAGAGGACUGGGACAGUGACAGGAGGGGGCGGGGGUAUUCCCAUUAUGAGGAGUGUCGCAGCUCAGGACGCUUGUGCGACGACGGUCGGGAGUCUCGGGUGCUCCAUGAAAAGAGCAACGGCAGGGCGUCAGAAAGGUUGAAGGGAUCACCUCCCCGGGGUCACACUGCAUCUAGAUCAGCACCGAACUCAGAUGACCAUGAUCACAAGAGGACGGGUGAAUGUCGGAGCAAAGACAGUGACUACAUGUCGGAGGCCCGUUACUGUAAAAAAACAAAAAAGAGCAAGAAAAAGAAGAAGUCAAAGGAUAAAGACAGGAGCUACAGCAGCUCUGAGACAGAUUCAGACAAAUCUGACACUACAAGAAAGAAAAAGAAGAAAAGCAAGAGGCAGUGGGACAGCCAGAGCCCAGGAGCCAAACGGAGCCGCAGGAGUAAGAGCAGGGAGCAAAGAGAGUGGGAGCGGGAGAAGGAGAGCUGCAGCAGACGUUACCACAACGACAGCGACGGCUUUUCUCCCACAAAGUGGCAGCACAUGGACAAUGCUGAUGCCAGCAGUGACCACCCUCCUGCCUCCCACUCUGGAAUAAGCAACGGUUCAACUUACCCCAACCUCAACGGCCACACAGGAAACGGUUACAUUCGAACCAACGGUAACACCCACAAAUUCUCCAGUGGCCUGAAACACUGACACUGAACUAUUUUAUUAACAGAAGAAGGAAGAGAGAAACUCUCUGACCUGGUGCUUCUCCAUUGAGAAAAUAACGUUUUUACUGCGUGUAAA
Cynoglossus semilaevis (tongue sole) is the source of this 4772-nucleotide messenger RNA. RefSeq names its product ubiquitin specific peptidase 42 (gene usp42). Gene Ontology annotation, molecular function: cysteine-type deubiquitinase activity. The transcript has 18 exons. Gene Ontology annotation, biological process: regulation of apoptotic process; protein deubiquitination. Gene Ontology annotation, cellular component: cytosol; nucleus. Bases 1104 to 4679 code for a protein of 1191 amino acids. NCBI's taxonomy places the organism in Eukaryota, Metazoa, Chordata, Actinopteri, Pleuronectiformes, Cynoglossidae. The record is from RefSeq and is a predicted model, not a curated record.